Molecule: messenger RNA, 4819 nt
Organism: Tribolium castaneum (red flour beetle)
Lineage: Eukaryota; Metazoa; Arthropoda; Insecta; Coleoptera; Tenebrionidae
Gene: Iml1
Product: Increased minichromosome loss 1
Exons: 20
Coding region: 222-4784 (1520 amino acids)
Biological process (GO): intracellular signal transduction; positive regulation of autophagy; negative regulation of TORC1 signaling
Cellular component (GO): GATOR1 complex; lysosomal membrane
Molecular function (GO): GTPase activator activity
Source: RefSeq, a predicted model, not a curated record
CUCAAAAGUGACAUUUUACAGUGAAUGUCAAGACAUAAAUUAUCAUUUUUUAAUCGAAAUUAAAAUGUUAAUGCGAUAGUUUGUAACAUAAUUAGUGUGUUAUGUUGGUGGGGACUGUUAAUUUUACAUUUGGCACUUCUCGUCCCCCGUGCGAUGAAAAACAAUACGAUGCAAAGUUCAUGUGUGAUUAGUUUACAAAAAUAGAAGCAAACAAUAACAUCAUGAAAUUGUUUCGUCUUAUCGUCCACCAGAAGAAUUUCAGUGCUGAGGAUUUAAUCAUCAACCCUAAAGACUACCCCGGUGCUAAUUUGGGCGAUAUUGUGGAGAUUUACCACCCGCCACCCGACGAUGACAACCCACGUGGUAAGAAGAAGAGCGAGCCUGAGGAAGAAUACCCAAGGUUGUUGCUCCAAAUUAAAACGUUUCCGGACGAUACAACCCAGCAAAAUGCCUUACAAAAAGACACAAUCAGCGUGGAGCAGAGCAUAGCUCAGGCUUUCGGUCUGCAGGCGUACAAGAACGUGAUAAUCCGUAUUGUGGACCCGCCUGACAUUGCGCUUGACUCAAUUGAACUUACCUUUAAAGACCAGUACAUGGGGCGCUCUGAGAUGUGGCGCUUGAAAAACAGUCUUAUUAACACUUGUGUGUACAUCAAAAAGAACAUUGAGUUCUGUGGGGGCGCUGUGCGUUGCCAGGUCUACGAGAUGUGGUCAAUGGGCGACAGAGUCGCUUGUGGGGUUAUCACAGAAGACACGAAAGUCGUUUUCCGCUCCUCCACAUCCAUGGUUUAUCUCUUCCUGCAAAUGUCGUCGGAAAUGUGGGACUUUGAUAUUUACGGCGACUUGUACUUCGAAAAAGCCGUGAACGGGUUUUUGGCCGAUUUGUUCAUGAAGUGGAAGAAGAACGGGAGCAACCACGAAGUGACGAUUGUUUUGUUUUCCCGCACGUUUUACGAAGCGAGUAACUUGGAGGCGUUCCCUCUCCACAUGCGAGAGUGUCUCCAGAAGGAUUACAAAGGCCGAUACUACGAGGAUUUUUACAGGGUUGCGGUCCAGAACGAGCGCUAUGACGACUGGAGCGGGAUUUUGGUCCAGUUAAGGCGAAUUUUUUCCGAAUAUUUGAAAAUUGUCCUCGAGUAUCACAAAAGGCCAGGGUUGGAUAUUCCAGCUGCGACGAACAGUACAGCAGCUCAGGGGAAUUUUCUAGAGGUGUUAAACAUGUCCCUGAAUGUUUUUGAGAAGCAUUAUUUGGAUCGAAGUUUUGAUAGGACUGGGCAACUCAGUGUUGUGGUUACACCGGGUGUUGGUGUUUUUGAAGUUGAUCGAGAGUUGACUAAUAUUACGAAACAGAGAAUUAUCGAUAAUGGGGUUGGGAGUGAUUUGGUGUGUGUUGGGGAACAGCCACUGCACGCAGUUCCGCUUCUAAAGUUUCAUAAUAAAGACACUCAUAUGAACGUCCCUGACGACUACUCAAUGCCCCACUGGAUCAACUUAUCGUUUUACUCAACUAACAAAAAAAUCGCAUAUUCGAAUUUCAUCCCACGUAUUAAGCUACCACCUCCUUUACCCACCGAAGAGGUGAAAAAGGAUUCCCCGAAAAAACUCGUACCUCAAGACGAUUACAUUCACAAUUCGUUUUUCGAUUAUGACGCUUACGAUGCGCAGAUUUUUCAGUUACCGCCAGUGCAUACAGUGCACGAGACCAGUACAAUACACCACAAAGUAAUCCCGCGUUACAAACGCAGCUCUGGCAGUUUACUAGACUCGCAUGAACUGAUCAAAGGGCAAAGGCGCAAAUUAUCAGACCCUGAUGUGCCCCACAGGAUUGACUCCAACGCCCGGUCUGAGCCAAUAGCCAUUCCUCCAGCGGCUACAAGCCCUCUAGUCUCACCACACGCUGAUGAGAAGGAGUUAUCACCACCGGUGCGAAUGGUAGUGGGCUCUGAAGGCUCACCCCCUUUAGAAUCCCGCGCUUUGAUUAACCCAUUUGACCCCUCACAUGUCACGAUUAAAUUAACUUCGAAUCGUAGACGGUGGACUCACAUUUUUCCUAAAGGACCGACGGGAGUUUUGAUCCAGCAACACCAUUAUCAAGCGAUACCGGCUCAGCCUGAGCCGAUUAACUCCGAAUGUGAGGGGAAUAACCCGAAGCUGGAUCGCAUGAUUUCGUCCGGGAGUGCGCAGUUGGCUAAGUCGUUUUGCGCCACUGCGGCUUUACACGAAUAUUGUAAGAAACGGCCAAAUUCGCAGACCAAUCACAGUGUGGCAAGCGCCCCCAAAAACCCAUCAAAGAGCCUCACACUGCUGUGGGGGGCGACGGGUGAGCAGGAGUGGACGCCGGCUCUGACGACAGUCAAUGAUGUCCUUAUAGGAGUGGAUUGGAAGUCGCUCACAAUACCGGCCUGCUUGCCCAUCACCACCGACUAUUUCCCCGACAAAAGGGCCCUUCAGAUUGACUACGUCGUGUCUUUAUACAGUUUACUGCCCGAUAGUGUGAAUGCAGACUUUGCUCAACAACGCCCAACUUACAAAAGACCCCUUACAACAGUUGAAGUGUUCAAAGAGUUGAUUUCGCAGCGUCUGGCCCAAGGUUUCCAGCUAAUUCUCAUGGCCAACAACGCUGAUAAAAUACCCAGUAUCAACGCCCUAAACCCCAAAAUGCGGGGGCCAGUGACUCGAAUAAGUGUGACCGAAAACGACGAGUCGUAUUAUCUCUCAAUUGGGCGACUUUUCCACAAAAUCUCGCUGUCGGGCAAUACGAUCUCAGUCACCCGAUACAGACCAAGACACCCAUAUCCUGGGUUUAACUACCAAUACCGGUACCGAUUCCACGCCCCCCAUCACGACACUUACGAGGAGUCUUACGCUACUUUCACCACCGAAAAACUGGAGCAUUUCAACUGGAAUUACCUCGACCAUUAUGUGUGUACAGGUGGCGACACCGAGUUCGCCCUAGUUGAUGCGCUGAAAUAUUGGCGAUUCCGCGUCUACUUGCUGCCUUUGAAUAAUUCGGCUAACAAAAAAAUCAUAGACGGGGCCGAGCACUGCGAUAUUUACACAGCCGCCACACCGUCCGACCACCAACAGAUGGUCGACGGGCUGCUGAAAUUCAUCGAAACUGCCGUCAAUAAAAUAAAACGGACUUUGCCGUCGAAGAAAUCGCGGAAGUCACUGAGUGUUAUAAACAACGCGCCUUUGGUUCAACCCAGACGUAACAGUAUGAGCAAUUUCUCACAGAACGUCAACUGUAGUUCACCGUUCCGGGAGCGCCUGGGCAGCAACCGCCUCUCGGACCGCCCCCGUCCUAGGUCGGGCUCCAAAGUCAUGGAGCGGAAUCGCACCUCGCAGAGCUCGGAAUCGCAAUCGAGUUCCGAGUCGCAAUCACAUGAUGCGUUCCCUGACGAAAACGCCGUACAGCCCGGCCCUUGUCUUAAAAACACAGCGACGAGUUUAGAGAUACUCGAAGCGAUGAAAAAUCCUUUGAAUGGUCUUAUGUUUAUUUCCGCUCAACAGAAUUUACCGUCGUCGACUUUCAUCGCUUCGGAUGCUGUGAAUUGGCUGUUGUUGCGCAUGGAAGGCGUGUCAACGCUAGACAAAGCCGUCCAGAUAAUGCAAAAUUUACAUUUGGAAGGCUUCAUUCGACACGCUUCAGGUGACCCGAAUAAACAGUUUCUAUUCGGUUUCUUCCUGUUUUAUAUCAUUGAGAAAGAUGAUAAAGAUGCGUUUCAACCGAGCGGCGAUUUGCAAAACUUCGAAAACGAGUGGCUGGAAGUCGAGGUCAAGUCAGCCCUAAACUGGGGGCUGUCGGACGUAACCAACGGGGUGGAAGUACCCAACAUGUACUGCGACCGGAAAUACGGUGUCCCCCACUUCCUGUGCGAGGACAUCAACGUUGAAUACGCCGAGAACGAGAGCACCAUUUACAAAAGAAUGCGUUUGGAGACUGACGUCGCUGGUAAAAGCGACCGCGUGGAGUGGGGCCACGUCCGCUACCAAACGACUUUCAUGCCGGACCAAGCCUACGAAUUAAUUGUCGAAUGGCUGACAUCAUCGGGUUCUAUUGUUGCCGAACUGCUGUCCAGUUGGCACCGGAAAGCCCAAACUUGCGGCCUGCAAAUGAUCCCGAUCCCGCACGACCCCCUCGCCUUACCCUAUUCUAACAAAAGCGACCCCUUAAGAGGCCCUAUUUUUGUACCCCUUAACAUAAAAUGCCUCGAGGAACGGGACACAAUUUUCAAAGAAUUCAAAGACGGGUCGUCGCUCGAACGCCUAUUUUUGCUGCAAGAGACGAUCAUACAAAGAUUCGGGUUUAUUAACUGCAUGCUGGAGCCGCCUAUUAACCCUGAGGCCACUUCGCGUGAACACCAAUACGUUCAUUGCACCGGAACUGUUUUUAUUCUGAUUUCGCGGCCUGCCUUAAAGCCCAGGAGCAGGGUCCCCUCAGUUGGGAGCAAACCUAGGUCCACUGGGCGGUUCUCGGUGCACGCGGACGUUGUGCCCAGCCCCCAUGAAGCCUACAUCACGCGGCACGUCAGUGGGAAAAAUAAGGACGAUUAUGAUAAUUCCAGAAAGAUGGGUUUUUUAUGGUCUUGGAACCACAUGGUCAGUCGCAGGUGGCGCACAAACCAAGGUGUUGAUAACAACUUCCAGACCAAACUUCUGAAGGACUUUAGAGAGUUUUGCGCGAAUGUUGACGACAGAUUGAGGAACUUCUGGGAGGAGAGUUGGGUUACCAAAGAAAAUGCUUCUACAAAUUUUAGUUUAGACAAUUAUAUGCGGAAAUAAUUUUAUCGUGUAAAAUAAAUUUAAACUUCGUAGCA